This is a messenger RNA of Seriola aureovittata, 3558 nucleotides long. RefSeq names its product netrin 4 (gene ntn4). Gene Ontology annotation, molecular function: protein binding. NCBI's taxonomy places the organism in Eukaryota, Metazoa, Chordata, Actinopteri, Carangiformes, Carangidae. The transcript is spliced from 10 exons. Bases 552 to 2429 code for a protein of 625 amino acids. Gene Ontology annotation, cellular component: laminin trimer. Gene Ontology annotation, biological process: cell migration; substrate adhesion-dependent cell spreading; basement membrane assembly. The record is from RefSeq and is a predicted model, not a curated record.
CCUUUAAGUCAUAGAAGAAGAAGAAGAAGAAGAAGAAGAAGAAAAAAAAGAAAAGCCCCGCGGAGGAGAGGCGGAGCUGCUGCGCGGCGCUGUCACUAACAACCUCUCCGUCUCCCUGCGCUCCUUAGAAAUAGAUCUGCGGGGCAGAGCGGGCGGCCGGACUCACACUGUAGGGAAAUGAAACACGCUGCAGGUCCCGGAGCAGAAGACGAGCUGGGCUUCUCCUUCUCCUUCUCCUUCUCCUCAUCCUCCACUUCGGCUCUUUUGCUCUCGCAGCGGGACAUCACACACCGUCCGGGAUCAUGUUGUUUCUUCCUCCGACUGAGUUAUUAUCGCCUUAUAGGAUCGCAGCUGAGUGAAAGAGAAAGUCCACACGGGAUUUGAGUCUACGCACUUAUCUUUUUUUUUUUUUUUUUUUUUUUUUAACUUUAACCAUCGUGGAUGAAAUCUUUGCGUAUUUAACUUCUGUGUAACUCCAGCGGAUUGAUUGUCUGUGCCAGUCUUCUCCCUCCUCUCUCGUACUUUGGAUUAUCCCCGCAGCAAGAGGAGAUAUGUGGGUUUUAUUUGUGAUCAGUCUGGCCCUGUUGUCAGAUGCAGGUCUGACGAUGGAGGUGUUUCGUGCAGGUGUGGCUCCUCGCUGUGAGAGCCGGGCCUGCAACCCCCGCAUGGGUAACUUAGCCCUGGGUCGCCGGGUCCUGACGCAAACCGUCUGCGGCAACAACGGCACCGAGCUCUACUGCUCCUACUCCGACCCCAACGCCAACUUGGCCUGCAGUGCCGCCAAAUGCGCCAAGUGCAACGCCGGCCUGCCGCUCCUGUCCCACCUGGCCGGGGCCAUGUCCGACUCCUCCUUCCGUCACCCGAACACCUGGUGGCAGUCGGCUGAGGGGGCGGAGUCUGAGACGGUGCAGCUGGACCUGGAGGCCGAGUUCUACUUCACGCACCUCAUCGUUGUGUUUCGCUCGCCGAGGCCUGCCGCCAUGACCCUGGAGCGGUCGCAGGACUUUGGGCGAACGUGGAAGAUGCUGCAGUACUACGCCGGCAACUGCAGCGACACCUUCGGGCUGGAGGAGGGAGGAUCGGGCCGGGACGGGGCCACCUGCACAUCCAAAUACUCGGGGGCUUAUCCCUGCAACCGGGGAGAGGUGAUCUUUCGAACACUCCCAAAGUGGGAGUCCCUGGAUCCGUUCGGACUGGAGGGUCAGCAGCAGCUGCGAGUGACCAACAUCCGCAUCCGGCUGCUGAGGCACCAGCCGUGUCCGUGCCAGGCCAAAGACCUCGCCUUCGCCCGUGAAGCCCUUCCCACCCGACACUUCGCCAUCUACGACCUGAUAGUGAAGGGAAGCUGCUUCUGCAACGGACACGCCGAGCAGUGUGUUCCUGCGCCGGGAUACCAGCCCAUCAGAGACCGCACCAACCACGUGGUCCAUGGGAAGUGUGUGUGCAGACACAACACUGCAGGUGACCACUGCGAGCGCUGCGCUCCUCUCUACAACGACCGACCCUGGCAGCCCGCCGACGGAUUGACGGGGGCGCCGCACGAAUGUCGGAAGUGUAAGUGCAACGGACACGCUCAGAGCUGCCAUUUCGAUUGGUCGGCGUGGCGUGAGUCCGGCCAGCGCAGCGGGGGCGUUUGUGACUGUCUUCACAACACCGAGGGACGACAGUGUCAGAAGUGCAAGGCCGGCUUCUACAGAGACCCCCAUCGACCGCAGACCGCCCCCGACUCCUGCAAACCAUGCAACUGUCACCCCUUGGGCUCCAUGCCCUUCCACUUGGCGGACGGCUCAUCCUGCGACCCCUCCAACGGAAACUGCAUUUGCAAACCUGGAGUAGGCGGAGCCCACUGCGACAGGUGCAUGGUGGGAUACUGGGGCUUCCAUGAAUACGGCUGCCGUCCAUGUGACUGUGCAGGAGACUGUGAUCCCUUCACUGGAGACUGUAUGUUUGGCUCUGAUCUGGACCUGUACAACUUAGAGGGAAACUCCAGCGAGCCGGUCAGGAUCUUCAGAGCAGAUGAACUCUUCUCUGCCCUCCACUACUCAGAGAAGUGCGAGUGUAAAGAGCAAGCACUGACCAACAGUAAACUCUUCUGCACCAUGAAUUAUGCAUACGUGCUGAAGGUGAAAGUGCUGUCGGCCCACGAUAAGGGCUCCCACGCCGAGGUGGAGGUCAAAGUUCAGAAGGUGCUCAGUCAGAACACCAAGGUGAAGAUACAGCGAGGUCGAGUCACCCUUUACCCCGAGUCCUGGACCGCGCGGGGCUGCACUUGCCCCAUCCUCAACCCAGGGGUGGAGUACCUGGUGGCGGGACACUCGGACCGUAAGCAGGGACGCCUCCUGGUCAACAUGAAGAGCUUCGUCAAGCCGUGGAAAACCAACUUGGGCCGCAAAGUCCUCACACUACUCAAGACGGACUGCAACUGGUAGACAGACGGUUAAAACACCGGAGGCCCGACGGACACACGGACCGACGAGACUGUUUGAAACAAAGCCGUGGAUUCGUGUUUUCUUUCCCUCCAGAUGUGGAAUAUUGAAUCGCACAGGAUUUCGGGGGCGGGGCGGGGCGGAGACUGGACAGACAUUUGAAACCCCUCCUCCAUUCUUCUGCUGUUGUCCAAUGAGAGCAUAAAGCUAGUGGUGGACUGCACACGCUAAAAGCACACAGGAUGUAAUUUUCGUUAAGACAUAUCUGCCUCGCAUCUGAGCAAAACUGUCACUCUUACAUUCUUAUGUAGGAUUCAAGCAAAUAUUUCCUUUGCUGUUGCUGCUGCAGAUCAAGAAAUUGAGGAAUUCAGUGCUAUGACCGAGAGUUCUCUAUACUGAGUGACCGAACGGACCCUAGACCCAUUGACAUUCAUUAAAAACACAUGCACAUGAAACUGAAUUCCCUCCUCUCUGCAGCACUUUAGCCUAAGAUGGACUGAGGGAUUACGGACACACAAAGAGAGGAAGUUUAACACACACACACACAAAUCUACAAUGCCUGACAUAGACUGUGGAUGGAGUGUGUGCUGCUUUACAGUGGACACACACUUCCAGAGGCAGCAGUGUGUGUGUGUGUGUGUGUGUGUGUGUGUGUGCUGCAGAAACGAUGUGCAAAGCACCCAGAGUGACGCUCAACAAGCCAUACAAGCCACUACAGGUGGUUAAAUCUUAGCCAGUCCAGGUGUGCCUGUGUUGAAAUCAGAGUGAAUGGGUUUUACCCCAAACGUGAAUGUAUUUGCCUGACUGUUUUUGCAAAAUGUGUGUGUGCAUGUGAGCUAGAGAGAGAGAGAGAGAGAGAGAGAGAGAGAGAGAGAGAGAGUGGUUGAAUGCAGCGGUAAACUACGAGCACAGUCCAGAUUCAGUCCAGCUCUUAAGCUUUUCUUUAGGUUUGAAUACACUUUCAAAAAAACACAGCCGUUCCAAUGUUGAUGAUUACGUUACGUACUGUAUAUUGAUUCAUCUCAUAUUACACUCCACUGCUGAAUUCAGAAAAAAUCCUUGUUAUUCCUUCCUUUGUGCUCCUGUACAGUAUUAUUUGUAUAUAUCUAUAUAAAUAUUAUUGUUCAUCUUU